UCGCCCAUAGAACUUCCGGUCACCAAUGACAACAAACCAAGAUGGCGGCCAUCACCCGCACGGCGUCUCCCAUGAACCUGCUGGAGGAGGACCUCCUGGCUCCGGCCGGCUCCGUGGAGCAGAAACACCGCGCGCUGCAGAAACAGCAGGAAGUCCCGGCCCCCUUCCUGAUUGGUUCAAUCCAGCAGGUAAAUGAGCGGAUUUCUCACCUGGAGCAGGAGUUCCAGUCCUACACACACCUGGUCAUCGAGAGCCGGCUGUCCGGCCGGGAGGAGGACGAUUCACCUGAUCCCCUCCUCAUGAGGUCCAGCUCCAAACUCAGAAGGAAGGUCAGGGAGAGAGGUUUGUGUGUUUGUUUAUUUGUUGUUGUUUAUACACACCUGGUCAUCGAGAAGCGGGAGAAGCGCCAGCUGGAUGAGUUCUCGAGCGUGUACGCCAGCCGUUCGUCCCAGAUGCUCCCAGAGGUGCGGUCACGGCGACGACCCGACCCCGGCGUCACCAAGGAGCGGUCCGACAAAUCAGACAAGUCUCUAGAAGGGAAGAAGGAGAGGGGAGAGCCCAGACUCGUCGAGCUGCAGCAGUAUCCCGGGUACGACCCCAGUGACCUGACCCCGUUGCCAGGCGACACCCCGCCCGAGGUCAUCCUGCAGAGAGUGACCGAUGCUGCCACAGACCUGAACAACAAGGUUCCUCCCAAGGAUGCUGACAUCCACCUGUACAAGGUGUUACACAAGCCAAACUACAAACCCGAGUUCUGCCGCCUGUUUUUCUCCCGGAUGUCCGACUCCAUCCUACUGGACACCUUUUGGUGGUUCUUUCUGCAGAGGUACAUGCCGGACAAGACAGUCCAGUCGAAGCUGUUUAACCGGAUCGCGCACAACUACGUCAAGCUGCUGAUGUACGCCGACCACCCGCGGUACCGAGAGGUCUUCCUGGAGACGUACCCUGACCUGCUUGCCCAGUCCGUGUACAGCGCCUUCUGCGCCUGUUUCCCGACAUCCUGGCAGCAGUUCGGGGACGACUUCAAGGCAGAACUGACGGACCUCACCUGGGAGUGGGUGGCAGGCAUCAAGCCUGUCCCACGGUCCUACCUGCGCUGGAACCUGUACAGCCUGGAGCCUCCAAACAUGAGGAAACAGGUCGUUAAGAAGGGCAAGAAGAAGAAGUCAGGUAGGACACCUGUUGUUUUUCUGGCGUUAGAACUCGACCUUCCGGGUGAUCAGCAGAGCGGCCACUCCUCCAGCAUGAGCCUGAGUCAGCAGCUGUCCAAGCUGUCCGUCCGCGGCAGCCCGCGGCGAGCCCGCAGCCUCAGUCCCGCAAAGCACCGCUCCCCGACCCACGCGGGUAGGUUGGCUGGGGCAUCGUCCAUGUCAUCCCUGGCCAGCUCCAGCUCUCCGACCCUGAAACCCCCCCAGCAACCACUGAAGGCCAGCUCCAGAUCGUCGGUUUCGUCGUCUGUGAUUGACGAGGAGGUCGGAGGUCAGCAGGACCGCACGCUCACUCCGAUCCACGAGGACGCCACCCCCGCCGCCCCGCUGACGGAGGCGGACCGACAGAUGCUGAACGCUCUCGCACAUGAGGACUUCGUCAGGAGGAAGAGACAGAAGGAGUCCCACCCCGCUGGCCGCGGCCCGGACUUCGCGCACGCCGUGUUCAACAUCCACGGCAACAGCCCGCUGGUGGCCCGGUUCCUGCAGCAACAGAACCUGGAGCCCCGCGCUGGUACGAACGUGCUGGUACGCCGCACGCAGGUGACGCGGCUGCCCCCCAUGGAGACGCAGACGUACUCCGACGUGGUGAAGGAGGGGUAUAAAAGUGUCAAACAGCUGGAGCAGGGAUACAGCAGGCUGGUGGAGGAGAGCACCAAGGAGCACUCCAAGUUCCUGAGGAAACAGAGAAGGUGGCUGUUGGAGCAGCAGAGGAAGCAGGCGAGUCUGCUGUCCAACCGUAAGGAGGUUCGGCGCCUGUGUGACCUACUCAUGUUGGAGCAUCACGAGUGA
Molecule: messenger RNA, 2000 nt
Organism: Branchiostoma floridae (Florida lancelet)
Lineage: Eukaryota; Metazoa; Chordata; Leptocardii; Amphioxiformes; Branchiostomatidae
Product: protein FAM227A-like
Exons: 15
Coding region: 42-2000 (652 amino acids)
Source: RefSeq, a predicted model, not a curated record